GCGAGGGGGAGGUGUCACGGGGAGUGUAUAAAGGAACUUGGGAAUGCAGGACAGCCCCAACCUCAACCUGAAGUCCUCUUUGCAGAAACAUCACACUCCAAGAUCUCAGCAGAAGAAGCAGAAGUCAUGAAGUUCUCGUCUCUCUUCUUUUUCCUGCUCCUCCUAACCGGCACGUAUCUCAGUCUGGCGCAAGGGUCUUAUGGGAACUGUUGCCUGGGUUACGUGACUAAAAUGAAGAAGAACGUGAAGAAGAACGUGGUGGGGUACAGGAAACAGGAAACAGACGGGGACUGCAACCUCAGAGCCGUAGUGUUCACCACCACCAAAGACAAAACCAUCUGUGCCAAUCCCACCCUGCCCUGGGUGCAGCAUCUGAUGCACAAGAUCGACAACUCAGCCAACUAGCCUUUUCCUGGGGGAGGAGAGGACCGAGGAGGAGACGCUGCCCUGAACGGUCCUGGGGGUGAAACCUGAACAUGCUCUCACAGACAGACUGUGAAAGUAAAUAGUUUACUCUCCAGGAAUGUUAUAUUAAGCUGCAAAACGCAUACCUGUACUUGUAUAACACGCUAAAGUCUAUGCAAACAGUAUGAAGUUUGUGCCCCAUUAUUACGUUGUGCAAACUGUGAUGGGGCAGUCCAGGGAUGCUUCGAGAUGGGAUGAGCUGUACAUUGUGUAUAUUACUGUCUAACGCUUCACUAGGGUACACACAACCAUGUCAGCACCUGCUAGGAAUGAGCCACUACCCAGCAGCUUUGCAUUGUCUCUAUACUGUGUGUGUCUGUGUCUGUGUCUGUGUGUGUGUGUGUGUGUGUGUGUGUGUGUGUGUGUGUGUGUGUGUGUGUGUGUGUGUGUGAGUGUUUGUGAAAGAGAAAUAUAGGUAGACCUGGGAUUUUCUUUUCAAUUCUUUUAAAAACUCAAAUUAUAUAUAAAUCUUUUUUUUUUCUCAAUAUAUGUCACCAUGUUUAAAAAGUAUAUUUUGUACAGUGUACUCUAACUUCAAUUAAAAGAUACAACUCGGACAGUUA
Molecule: messenger RNA, 1028 nt
Organism: Hypomesus transpacificus
Lineage: Eukaryota; Metazoa; Chordata; Actinopteri; Osmeriformes; Osmeridae
Gene: ccl25b
Product: chemokine (C-C motif) ligand 25b
Exons: 5
Coding region: 127-405 (92 amino acids)
Biological process (GO): cellular response to interleukin-1; chemokine-mediated signaling pathway; positive regulation of ERK1 and ERK2 cascade
Cellular component (GO): extracellular region
Molecular function (GO): chemokine activity; CCR chemokine receptor binding
Source: RefSeq, a predicted model, not a curated record